Molecule: messenger RNA, 357 nt
Organism: Schistosoma mattheei
Lineage: Eukaryota; Metazoa; Platyhelminthes; Trematoda; Strigeidida; Schistosomatidae
Source: the annotation of a GenBank genome assembly
AUGUGGGAGGCUUGUAUCUUCAAGACUGACUCUUGGAGGAUCGGUAUCCCUUGCUUGAAAAUUCAACUAUUUACUUGUGCACCUUGUAUUGCUUACUUUGGAGGACAGCGCAGUCAGUUUUUGGACGCGUCAAUGUUGAAAUUGCCAUCGUCUCAGAUCCAAUUCAUACCAAAAUAUGCAUUUUCAACUUCAUCGGGAAAAGGUUCAUCAGACGAUGAUAGUGGUAUUGAUCCAGAUGGCUUACCUACUUCAAAUGCACAUGAAUCUGAUCCAUCAUCUACGCCACUUCCUCCUGCAGUUCCACCAUUAGCAUUGUCUCCACAAAAUAUCCCAGAGAAUUUCCCUAUUGUACCGUGA